Ostertagia ostertagi is the source of this 690-nucleotide messenger RNA. The record is from the annotation of a GenBank genome assembly. Lineage: Eukaryota; Metazoa; Nematoda; Chromadorea; Rhabditida; Trichostrongylidae.
GGCGGAGACAGCGGCGGAGGCGCGAGGCAUUCGAGCGAAGACAACGGGAGUGCGGUGGUGGACUUCUGCGACGGAGGACGAGAGGACGACGGAGACGAGCCUUCUUAUGGUAGUCGCGACACAGUAGCUGCUUCCGGACCAGAGUUCGGAUUCGAGGGUUUCUUUGGCCAAAGUCAGGAUGUGAUGUUAGUUGAGCAGCAGCAAAAUACUCAGCGUGUCGCACGAACUACGAUAAUGGCUACGGAACUCAACUUUACCAAGAUACUCAGCGUCGAGCUCCAUUCGGAUCCUCGGACCCACCGAUCCCUUCGACAUGCGAUUGAGCGUCACGGAUCUGUAGACAUCACCAAUCAGUGUGCCCACGUCGGGGUCAACGUCCGUCUUUGCCGAGCAGUUACGGGAACGGAUCCCCUGUUCGAAGUGCUGGCCAGCGAGAACCUGUUCCAGAACAUUCCCGUCAGGUCUCCAUCAGUCGCCAACGACAUCCUAAAUGCAGUCUAUGGUAGUCCUCGUCGUCGCUCCAUGACUGCUGCGGUACCGUCACGGCCACUAACACCGGUCUCCGUUCGCCUGGGUUCUUCCACCAUCCGUUUCCGGCCAGACCAAGCUCAGGCUGUGCAACUCGGCUGCGAAAAUAGGCCCAUCUUGGCCGUACAAGCCGCAUAUGGAACAGGGAAAACGGUCGUCGGC